Messenger RNA from Aspergillus caelatus, 522 nucleotides. Its product is annotated as sugar O-acetyltransferase. Lineage: Eukaryota; Fungi; Ascomycota; Eurotiomycetes; Eurotiales; Aspergillaceae. The record is from RefSeq and is a predicted model, not a curated record. Gene Ontology annotation, molecular function: acetyltransferase activity. Bases 1 to 522 code for a protein of 173 amino acids. The transcript is spliced from 2 exons.
AUGUUAACCAACAUCAACGAAGAGGAUAACCUUCGUCGAAUGGAGCGCGGCGAACUGUACUAUGCAUUCACUCCACAACUUGUGGCCGCCCGGAAACGGUGUGCAAGAGCUGUGAGUCGACUGAACAAUGCUGGUGAUCUCACCCGGAGGCAAAUAGCCGAGUACUGGAAAGAAAUCACAAACGACAAAAAGCCUUUACCACCCCCUGGCAAGACUGAGGAUGAGGAAGAUGCUGUCUUACACGAAUAUCCGUGGAUCGAACGACCCAUUAACAUCGACUACGGAACGAAUAUCAAAGUCGGGAGCAACGUUUUUAUCAACUUUAACUGCACCAUUACUGAUACUUGCAUGGUUUCCAUUGGGUCACGAACGCUUAUCGGUCCGAGUGUGUCGCUUUAUAGUGCCGGCCACCCUACUGAUCCUGACUUGCGGAACGGGACCAAGGGCCCUGAGUGGGGCCGACCGAUUACCAUUGGGAAUGACUGCUGGAUUGCGGGUAAUGUGAUCAUCUUGCCAGAGUAA